CGUUGACUGUCGAUCGAUCGAGGCGUGUCUCCGUGAGAAGCGCUCGUCCUGUACCGACUGGCGCCUCGAGUAUCCUUGCUGUGAGGUGGUUCUUCCGUGGUGUUGAUUUUGAUCUAUUUCCGUCCAGCCCAGUCCCCGCUUGGCCGAGAUCUGAUGGUUUGAACCCGCGCCGUUUGAACCUACCUGGUACCUGGUGCUAAUUGGUUGAGUUCGCUUCCAUGCGAAAGACGUGUAUCUGCGACUGACUGACGAGAGCGUGUGGUCGGAAGGCACCUUUCAGCAACCUUUCAGCUUCCGUCAGCAGCAGCAGCAGCAGCAGAGAGUUCAGCGAUCAACCAUCAACCAAAACGUUCGACGUUCACCAGAACUCGAGUGGUCCACGCUGGACAGCAAGUGAUAAAUACGAUUAACACGAAAAGCUAAGCUGACUCCAGUUCCAGACAAGUUCCCUCGGUGACUCGACGUGUGCUAGACCCGUACCCUUUUGUGCCGGGGAGCCGUAGAGUACAGUCGUAGAGUCGUGAGGGCCCGCUCUGCCGAACGCCUUCGAUCGGGAGCUCGUGCACUCUAGAGAACGUAGGCGCGUUACAUGUAUCCAGCGAUUGCGAGGCUCCACAACGUGGCUAGGCUCCGCUUCCGGGAACGCAACAACGGUCUGGUACAGUUCGGUUUCGUGUACUGUGCAAAAAUGUGCAAGAAAAAAUAAUCCCCCGAUAACUGGACGACAAACUGUGCCCCAGCACCCAGGAGUGGUGGACGUGGACUGUGGUGGACGUGGACCGUGGUGAUCAGCGACCAGGUCCACGAAAGUGAGUUCCCGUGAUCUCCAAAGUGUCCAGGUGAACAUUGUGAAGACCCAGAAAAAAAAAACCAGACCAAAAGUUCAGUCGGGCAAGCUUGAACUUGGCCAGGAUUCAGCGAACCACGCGAACCUGGAGGAAGAUCUGGAUCGGGGCGGUUCAACAUUCACGUGGGAAAAGGCGUGUGUGCCUGCUACUGCUGAGCUGACUAUUGAAUCCCCUCGGAAACGUGAGUGAGUGCUAAUCAAUUCACCUGUGCCUUCUGGUCUGGCUUGUUGGGGCACCAAGCGGACGCAGACCCAGUGGCCCGUCUCUUUGUAUCUUCUGCUAGAGCUAGAGCAAACCGAUCGACGGACACGGUGUACGCGAUCCCAAAACGGCGAACGUCGCGUGGGUGUCCAAUUUGAGCCAACGAUGGGAAACAACCCCGAUGGAGCCAACACGGUAGACCUGCUGGAGAGUGGUGGCGUCGACUACGAGCAGGCACUGUCGCUGACGGGCUUCGGAUGGUUCCACUACCGUUUGCUGGCCUUGUGCGGGCUCAUCUAUGCGAACACUGCGAUCGGUGUGACCAUAAUUUCGUUCGUCCUGCCUUCCGCGACCUGCGUCUUCCAGAUGACGUCCGAGGAUAAGGGAUGGCUAACGGCUGCACCGAUGCUAGGCAUGGUAAUUGGAUCGUACUUCUGGGGCUGCCUGGCGGACACCAAGGGGCGGCGAGUGGUGCUCAUCGUUGCCCUGCUACUGGACGGCAUCAUUGGGAUUCUGUCUACUGCCUCGCAAAAGUUUCCACUCUUCAUGUUUCUCCGGUUCAUCAACGGCUUUGCCAUAACUGGCGCGAUGGGCAUUUGCUUUCCGUACCUGGGCGAAUUCCAGCCGACGGCCUACCGCGAGAAGAUCCUCUGCUGGAUGGAGCUCUUCUGGACGCUCGGCAUCAUCGUGCUACCGUGCAUCGCCUGGCUCGUGAUACCGUUGGACUUUCGGUUCCAAAGCCCCAGCGGCUUCCUGUUCAGCAGCUGGAACCUAUUUGUGGCUCUCAGCGCCAUACCCAGCCUGCUGCUCGGCCUUUGGCUGCUCUACUUUCCCGAGAGCCCGAAGUUUUUGAUCGAAUGUGGCGAGGAGGAGCUGGCGAUUGAAAUACUCAAGGACAUGUACCACAUCAAUACGGGGUGCGUUCGGGACGACUACCCGAUCACUGGACUGAAGGAGCGGGAAAAGGGCAACACCAUCAUGGAGACCCACAAGCGCUCGAUCCGGACCUUCAGCAUGCACAAGCCGAAGCACAUGAAGAUUCUGCUCGGCGAAAUCUGGGAGCAAACGAAGGCACUGUGCGGGCCACAGUUCCGGCGCAACACGGUGCUGGCGUGCAUGAUCCAGUUCGGCAUCACCACCAGCUACUACACGCUGAUGAUCUGGUUCCCGGAGCUGUUCGGGCGGUUCGAGGAGUACGAGAAGCGCUACCCGAACGCGUCCGUCUCCGUGUGCGACGUGUCGUCGGUCGUGCUGGAGAACGUCAACGGCACGCUGGUGGACGACUUCUGUGGCACUGAGAUCGACACGAAGGUGUACUGGCACACGCUGCUGCUGGGGUUCGCCUGCAUCCCGACCAGCUUCUGGUUGCCCCUGUGCGUCCACCGACUCGGUGCCAAAUUUUUCCUAAUUUUCAGCCUGAUGGUGGCCGGUGCCGUAACGGUGGGGCUCUCGUACGUCCACAACUCCACCCAGAACCUGCUGUUGUCCUGCAUUUUCGAAGCACUAACAUCGAUGGGCAUCAGCACCGUCUACUGCGUGAUGGUGGAUCUCUUCCCGACCAACCUGCGGGUGAUGGCCGCUGCUCUCUCGCUCACGUGCGGACGUGGAGGUGCUCUGCUCGGGAACAUACUGUUCGGGUUUCUGGUGGAUCUCAACUGCUCCAUCCCGGUGGUGCUGUUUUCCGCUAUGCUUUUCGGGAGUGCGAUUCUGUGCUUUUUCCUGCCCAACACGGGCAGCAAGGCGCUCGAGUAGGAUUCCCGAUAUUGCUACGUGCUACGUGAAACGGCCCCUUGGAAACGGCUGGCGCCUGGAAGACCUGGCAUUGUACAGACGUGGCGUCAGGCAACACCGCCCAGUUGUAGUAAGGGUGUCCAAAUCUAUACAUUACAUAAUACGUAUAUGUUCUUUAACAAGCUGGCCGUUGUCGGACACGUCGAACAGUCUUGAGUACUUGACCGGCGUUCGGACCAGCUUAGGAUGAGGUAGUGGAUCAAUGUGGAAGUGAAAAGCAACACCGGAGCAGCCCCUCUUUUGGAACGGCUAUGGAACACUGGGCGGAAUUCAGUGACGUUGCGAUUCCCGGUGUAGCGUAUUUAAUAACAGAAGUAUUCUUUUAUUAGUACUAAAGCAAACAAUCUAGUAACUAAGGUGCUUGAUAAGAAGCAAGAAGAACUACUACUACUACUACUACUACUACUACUACUACUACGGUGCUGGUGGAGAUGGCGGUGGUCGUGAGAGUUUUUUCGGUUUUGUGAUCCAAAAACAACACACAAACACGCGAUACGUGUUGCUGUGUGUUGUGCCCUAGCAGUGACAUUAACGCUAAAAUUCCACAGUAACCUGUAGCACCUGUCAACUAAAAACCGGUAGCAGCGGCCCUCGAGUUGUGUGCCACGCCUGCGUACGUGGACGGGGGGGAAAGAAAAAGAAACAUAACCAAAAAUAAAAAGAAACGUUACU
Molecule: messenger RNA, 3512 nt
Organism: Anopheles bellator
Lineage: Eukaryota; Metazoa; Arthropoda; Insecta; Diptera; Culicidae
Product: synaptic vesicle glycoprotein 2B-like
Exons: 9
Coding region: 1215-2801 (528 amino acids)
Biological process (GO): transmembrane transport
Cellular component (GO): membrane
Molecular function (GO): transmembrane transporter activity
Source: RefSeq, a predicted model, not a curated record